Molecule: messenger RNA, 1285 nt
Organism: Seriola aureovittata
Lineage: Eukaryota; Metazoa; Chordata; Actinopteri; Carangiformes; Carangidae
Gene: alkbh7
Product: alkB homolog 7
Exons: 4
Coding region: 111-803 (230 amino acids)
Biological process (GO): DNA damage response; fatty acid metabolic process
Cellular component (GO): mitochondrial matrix
Source: RefSeq, a predicted model, not a curated record
CAACAUGGCGUCUUUCACAAGCGUUUGACUUCUCCGAACAGGACCAAAACGCAGCAAAAGAUAAAUAAGACUGUGUAGCGAGGUUGACUAAUUAUAUUUCAGACAGGAGGAUGAGACCGUUGCUGGUAGUGUUUAAACGAAUCCACAAACCACCCGUUUACACCAGUCGCCCGCGUUGUCUGAGCUCCUGUGCUAGCAGCGGCCUCUCACCUCUUCGAGAUGACGCUCUGAUCUUGGGGUCCAGUCGGGAGUUGGUGCAGAGACUUGGCUCACAGGUAGAGGUGAGGACGGCCUUCAUCACCGAGGAAGAGGAGGGGGUUCUGCUACGAGAGCUGGAGCCAGGCCUAAAGAAGAAACGCUACGAAUUUGACCACUGGGACGAUGCUAUUCACGGGUACCGAGAGACUGAGCGUGUGAGGUGGGGGGCAGCAUGUGAGGAGGUCUUGAACCGUGUCCGAUCUGUAGCGUUUCCGGAGGGUAGUCCACUCCUCGGGCCUGUGCACAUUUUAGAUUUGGACAAGACUGGCUACAUCAAGCCUCACAUCGACAGCGUCAAGUUUUGUGGCAGCACUAUCGCUGGGUUGAGUCUUCUGUCGGACAGUAUCAUGCGUUUGGUGAAGGAAGAUGCCAGCAACGAAUGGCUGGACCUUCUGUUGCCCCGACGCUCCCUCUACAUAUUGAGAGACCAGGCCCGAUAUAACUUCACUCAUGAGAUCCUGAAAAAUGAGGAGUCUGUGUUCAGUGGACAGAGAGUGCCCCGACAGCGUCGUAUCUCCGUCAUCUGUCGGAACCUUCCAGGCUAAUGCCCACAUUCACUCAGCUUGGAUACUAACGGAACAUCAUAUGAAUUUAAAGGAUUGUGUCAGUGAUCUCCAUUAAGAUAUUAAAGCUGAUAUCCCCUGUGUUUUUUGGUUAAUAUAACAUUAUUAUGUAUAUACAUCUACGGCAAAGUGUCCAGGACAUUUAUUGUAGUUGUGACACUCUCUAGACUGUGCUAUUGAGAAAUAUUGCCCAGCUUGCUGGGUCAUAAUUUAGAGUAUUAAAUAAGUCUAAAAGAACCAGGAUAGUGGCAAUGAUGUGUAUUGCACAGUGGUUAUCUUUUCAGAGAUUAUAAUGAAAUUGAUGAUUCCAUAAUUACCAGAUUUCAUUCACUGGAGUGGGUUUAAAGUCUCUCAAUGGCUGAUUUAAAUAAACAGCGCUCCUCUGCUUCUGUAUAAUACAGAGACUCUUAGUGAAGCAUUUCCGAGUACACUUAAGCAAUAAAAUAAAGGUGAACUUGAAUGCA